Molecule: messenger RNA, 1231 nt
Organism: Diospyros lotus (date-plum)
Lineage: Eukaryota; Viridiplantae; Streptophyta; Magnoliopsida; Ericales; Ebenaceae
Exons: 3
Coding region: 502-936 (144 amino acids)
Source: RefSeq, a predicted model, not a curated record
AAAAAACCCUGUUGAUUUGCCAUUUUCUGUUGUUCAAUCUGGAUAGAGUGAUGAUAAACCUGUCUCUUUCUUAGGGUUUUAGAACAUUUCUCAGAGUUUUCUUUCUGGGUUUGGCACAGUGAAGCCAUCAAAAGAAUCCAAGCAAGAAACACCAGGGACGCACUUCUUACUCACUGUUCGAGUAUUCUUGUGCUGUAUUUGUAGCCAACCAUCGAGAGGUAUGAACUAUGGUUGGAGAGGAGACUACCGUGGUCUUUUACCACUAGACCAACCGUCGGUUGGGGUAACUGUGACAAGUUUUUAAGGAAAAGUUCUUGCUUUUAGUCCAUCAUGGAAUGAGGGUCCAUUGCUAGGCAAGCUAUUAAUAUCUGCUCUUGAGAUGGCUGCUGCAUGGACCCUGAAGAAUGAAUUCGGCUGAAGCUUGUGUGCUGUCUGUCUGCAUAAAAGUUAACCUUGCAGAAAAAUGACUUGCAAGAGCUAGCAGUUAGCAACAGACCAGUCAUGGCAAGUCUAAUAAUGGCUCCAACGUUUAGUUCUUUUGCAACCAAAAAUAGAAGCAAAGAUUGUAAAAAGUCAUAUAGAAGAGGUGGAAUGUGCCAUGGUAUAAAGGCAAUGAAGAUGGAGAAACCCUUGGAGGAACUGUACAGUGUGAGGGUGGAGAGGAGAGUAUCACCGGAGCGACUAGCCGAGCUGGGGGUUGCACGAUGGUCGAUAUGGAAAACCGGCAAGUGCAAGUUGCCGUGGGAUUGGCAUGUGGACCAGUUAGUUUACAUCGAAGAAGGGGAGGUGAGGGUUGUGCCCGAAGGGAGUGAGCGCUUCAUGCGGUUUGUUGCGGGCGACCUUGUUCGGUACCCCAAAUGGUUCGAGGCUGACCUCUUCUUCAAUGGCUUCUAUCAGGAACGUUACAGUUUCCGCGCAUAUAGCGAUGAUGACUAGCGAAUGCUUUAUGUUGAUGUUGUUGAUGCGUUAUAUUCUUCUUGCCACUUUGAUCCUAAAAUGCUUGUGCUUUAAGCUUGUGGCUUGAGAUUCUUAUAGAAAUGGUAUGGCGCGUCAAUGGACGAUUUAUACUCUCCUCUGUCAUACUGUCAAUCCCAUGUGCUCGUUUCCCCCUUCUUUUUUUUCAUUCGUUUUGUAGUAACAUGAAAACUUUCCCAAACAAGAAUGGGGUAGGUGAUGUGAUGAUAUUACCUCAGAAAAUGUUCAAUUUAACGAAGAUUUUACUUCAUACGUU